CGGGCGGGCGGCGAGCAGCGAGCCGCCGGCUCGGCGGGCCCGGGCAGCGGGCGCUCCGCCCUCGGUGCGCGGGGCCUCCCCUCUCCGCGCCCGCGGAGCGCGGCGCCCGCCUAUAUCUACGGCCGCGGCGGCCCGGCGCCCGCAAGGAUGUGAGGCGGGCGGGCAGCCCAGCCGCCGCCGCCGUGGCAUGCCCCCCCGCGCCCGGAGCCGUCGGCGCGGCGCCUAGCCGCGGCUCCGCGGGGCCAUGCUGCCCUGGAAGCGGAGCAAGGUGGAGCUGGCGGCGGGCGAGGCGCGGCGGCAGAGCAAGCCCAAGGGGUACGCGGUGAGCGUGCACUACUCGGCCCUCACCUCGCUGGCCCGCGCCUGCCCCGAGAGCGCCCUGCACCGCGUGGGCAGCAUGUUCCGCUCCAAGCGGCGGAAAUUUCGCGUUACCAGCGAAGACCCCACGUACACUGUGCUCUACCUGGGCAACGCCACCACUAUCCAGUCCAAAGGUGAGGGCUGCACCGACUUGGCCGUCUGCAAGAUUUGGAGCAAGAGCGAGGCGGGCCGGCAGGGCACCAAGAUGAAGCUGACCAUCAGCGCGCAGGGCAUCCGCAUGGCCCACGCCGAAGACAAGGGGCUGCGCCGGCCCGGCCACCUCUACCUGCUGCACCGGGUCACCUACUGCGUGGCCGACCCGCGCCUGCCCCGUGUUUUCGCCUGGAUCUACCGCCACGAGCUGAAGCACAAGGCGGUGAUGCUGCGCUGCCACGCCGUGCUGGUCUCCAAGCCCGAGAAGGCGAAGGCCAUGGCCCUGUUGCUCUACCAGACUUCGGCCACGGCACUGGCCGAGUUCCGCCGGCUGAAGAAGCGGGACGACGCGCGGCACCAGCAGCAGCAGCUGGUGGGCGAGCAGAGCAUCCCGCUGGUGCCGCUGCGCAAGCUGCUCAACGGGCAGUGCUGCUACAAGCCGCCGGUAGAGCGGAGCCGCAGCGCGCCCAAGCUGGGCUCCAUCACGGAGGACCUACUGGGCGAGGAGCAGGAAGAGCGGGCCAUGCACUGCGACUGCGAAGACAUCCUGGAAGCGCUGGGCGAGCCCGAGGGCGAGCUGCUGCGCCCCAGCCCCGGCCGCGGCGAGAGCCCAGAGCUGGGCCAGCUCCUCCGCGACCUGGGCGAGCUCAGCCUGGGCAACGAUCUGCGCUCGCUGCGCGCCGACCUGCGCGUCCGCCGCCUGCUUUCUGGGGAAAGCACGGGCAGCGAGUCCUCCCUGGAGAGCGGCGGCACGGACGGGGCCGCCCCGCCCGGCAGCGACGCCGAGCAGCCGCCCCCCGGCGACCCCGAGACCGGCUGAGCACUGGAGCCCGUACGGGCGUGCGCGGUGCUGCCGGGGCGCACCGGGUUCCCUCCGGGAAUGCACGGCCCCGCAGGGGCGCACCGAGUUCCUUCUGACCCCUCCGGGAGUUCCCGGUCCCUGCCGGGAGUGCACGGCCCCAGCGGGGCGCCCCGGGUUCCCUCCGGGAGUGCACGGUCCCUUCCGGCCGUGAGCGGCGCCGCAGGGGCGCACCGGGUUCCCUCCGGGAAUGAGCGGCCCCACCGGGGCGCACCGGGUUCC
Molecule: messenger RNA, 1594 nt
Organism: Camarhynchus parvulus
Lineage: Eukaryota; Metazoa; Chordata; Aves; Passeriformes; Thraupidae
Gene: FAM43A
Product: family with sequence similarity 43 member A
Exons: 1
Coding region: 245-1333 (362 amino acids)
Source: RefSeq, a predicted model, not a curated record